UCGUGAUUACGCUCCUCUUCGACUAGUACCACCAUCUUGUUUAUUUCAUCAAUGAAGAGAGUGUAAGACUUAAAAGACGAUUGGAAAUUUUUUAAAGUGGUUUUUAUUUGUGUCUUGAAAACAAUAAAUUGUAACAAAAACUGUGAAUAUGUCCCACGGUGGUAGAAAUGAAUGUAGAAUUUACGUGGGCAAUUUGCCCCCUGAUAUAAGAACGAAAGACAUUCAAGAUCUUUUCUACAAGUUCGGUAAAGUUAUUUUCGUUGAUUUAAAAAAUCGCAGAGGACCACCGUUCGCUUUCGUUGAAUUCGAUGAUCCAAGAGAUGCUGAAGAUGCAGUACAUGCAAGAGAUGGAUAUGAUUAUGAUGGUUAUAGACUACGUGUUGAGUUUCCAAGAGGUGGUGGCCCCAGUAAUAAUUUUCGUGGUGGUCGUGGAGCAGGAGACAGUGGAAGAGGUGGUCGAGGUGAAAUGAAUAACUCUCGAGGACGUGGCCCACCUGCUAGGAGGUCUCAAUACAGGGUCCUUGUUACUGGUUUACCUCCUUCUGGUAGUUGGCAAGAUUUAAAGGAUCAUAUGCGUGAAGCUGGUGAUGUGUGCUUUGCUGAUGUUUAUAAAGAUGGUACUGGAGUUGUUGAAUUCUUACGGUAUGAAGAUAUGAAGUAUGCUGUGAAGAAGUUAGAUGAUUCAAGAUUUAGGUCUCAUGAGGGUGAAGUAGCUUAUAUUCGAGUGAAAGAAGAUCAUAACAGUGGCGAUAGGGGACGUAGUGAAGAUAGGGAGAGAGGUCGGAGUCAUUCACGAAGCUAUAGCCCACGGCGUCGUGGUUCACCUACCUAUUCACCAUUGCGACGUAAUUACUCGCGAUCAAGAUCUCGUUCCAGAUCUCGUUCAUACGACUAGUGUGUACGUAUAUGUUUCACAUGGUAAUAUAAGUAAAGGCUUAUCAAUAUUUGCUUUACCAUGUUUCAUUAUUACUGAUUUGAAUUUCACUUAAAGACACCUUCCAAUCCAAACCAAUUUUGUACAAAUUACAAAAUUAUUCCUGUGUUGCUUGAAUUUAAUAAUUGUAUUAUACCUAAUGUAUAGUUAGAGCACGGUUCAUUUUACAUAUACUAAAACUGUUUUAUCAAAGACCUUGUUGCUAUCAAUUCAAAGAUUUCUAACUUGUGUAAACCUGAAAGAGUAGAUUUUUCAACAGUAAAUAUUAACAUCAAGUUUUAUCUUAAUUUUUUGUCUUGAAAAAGGGGAAUCGUGCUCAUAUUAAUUGCAUAUUACUGUUCAAGAUACACUGAUUAGAGUUACUUUUAUGUUUAAAAAUACAUUCCUUUAUAUUUUGCAAUUUGUUUUGACACUACAACUAUAUUUAAAAUAUGUAACAAUUUUGAAAUAUUACUAAUGAGAAUCUAAGAGGAAGUAACCCAUAUUACUUCAGUGAUUUAAUUAAUGUUCACAUUGGCGAAUAGUAUUUGUUGUACAGCUGCCAAUAUAAUCUAUGUUCAAUGUGAAUGCCUUCAUUUAUUGAUUUAAUACAUGAUCAUUCACAUUGUACUGUAUGAUAUUACCAUUGGUAGCUCUACUAUAAAACUUGAUGUGAACAUAGCCUUUGUUUUUUCACAUUUAUUUAAUCACAUUUGCAGUGAUAAAUACAGCACAUUUUAUAGCAUAUAUAACAUGGAAUUUUUUUAAGCUUCUAAUGCUGAAUGCUUAUCAUAUAAGUUCAUAAAGCUAACAUUUUUCUUAUCGUUAACAGCUAAAAAUUAUUGUGCAUAUAAAUUAGAAUACUAAAUAAUAGAUAACGAGGAAAACGUAUAUUUUUAACAUGCAUAUAUGUUAUGCAAGAUAAAAUACAGUAUAUUGUAUAAUGGAUAUUAUAUUCAAUACUUGAUCAAAACAUUUUUUACUGUAAUUAUUUGCUAUAGAAAUUCUAAAAUUCUUUUUUUCCACCAUAUAUAAUUCCAUUUGAUAUUUAUUAUCCUAUAAAUUUUAUGAAUUUGGAUUUUAAAAUAUUAAUUUAAUGAAAUAUAUUAAAAGGAAUUAUUGAAGACUAUAAAUUCUUACAAACAAUUAAUGUAUGAAUAAAUAUAUCAAAGUUGUCUACACGGCUCGUCGUCGUUUAAGUUGCCACGCAAAUUUAAGUACGAUAAUUUUGGCUAUCUAGUGAUGACAAUACAAAAUAUUAUAUGUGCUGAAAAUAUAACACUUAAUACGUAGAUAAUGUAAUACAUCGAUACUCGUCAACGGAUAGUGCAUAUAGGACAUAAUAUUUGAUAAAUAUAAGUAAAAGAUUUAUUUUUUACUAAUAGAUUAAUAUUCAUAUGACCAAUUUUCUUUGGGCAAAGCUGACAUAUAUAUAUAGCUAUCAUUUAUUAUGCACUGAUAUUGUUCGGUAUAAUAAUUAGCUUAAAAUGUCUUAUGUAUUUGAGUGUUCUUUAACGACGAUCAUUGGGCCAUUUGUUUGGUUUGAUAAAAAGAACUGUGUGUUAUGUAUCACCUUAAAGUGAAAAAUCAAACAAUUCAUACUGAAAUUAUUAUUAAGACCAUAACAAUAUGUUUGUUACAAUUAUUUAGAUGUUUGUGAAAUAUGGAAUUAAAUUUUAAGUUAUACACGACAUAUCUGGAGAGAAAUGUGUUUUUAUGAUAAAAUGAGUCAUUUGGAAAUUUGUUACACAUUUCUCGUUUAACGUUUUCCUUUUAAAAAUUACACAGACUAAUUCUUGAAAUUUUGCAAUACAUGCCUAAACUAUAGAAUUUUCAAUCAUAAAUUAAAGAUGUUGAAGGAAAACAAUGAUUUCGUGUAUUCUUGAGAACAUUAUUAUUGCAAAUUGAUCCUGUGAUAUUUGUUUCUUUCUUACGUUAUUUACAUUCAUUCAUAAAUAUAAAAAUGUGAAAAUUUAAAUUUAAUGUAAGCAAAUAUGCAUUGUUUUGUAUAGUAUUUGCUCAAUUUAUAAAACACUAUUCAAAUAUUGUAAGUCACAGGGAUUACAUUUGCAGUGAUAAAUUUUAUAUAUAAUAUUAAUGCAUAUUGUAUAAGGGACUAAUGUAUUUUUUCUUCUUUUGUAUAUUGGAUUGGAUUGUAACACAAUGAAUGAAAAACUGAAAUCGA
This is a messenger RNA of Bombus pyrosoma, 3098 nucleotides long. RefSeq names its product serine/arginine-rich splicing factor 1B (gene SF2). The transcript has 3 exons. The record is from RefSeq and is a predicted model, not a curated record. Lineage: Eukaryota; Metazoa; Arthropoda; Insecta; Hymenoptera; Apidae. Gene Ontology annotation, molecular function: mRNA binding. The coding region runs from base 149 to 895 and encodes 248 amino acids. Gene Ontology annotation, cellular component: nucleus; cytoplasm; ribonucleoprotein complex.